UUUCCGCAAACAAAAGUGCAUGCACAUUAUUUUGUUUUGAAAAUAAAUUAUUUCCAAAGCUAUUAUUCAUUUGUUUCUCCCUGUUCUUUGCACCAAAUUUAUACAUUAGCUACGAAAAAUGGUUCGGAAACUCAAAUUUCAUGAACAAAAACUACUCAAAAAGGUGGACUUCUUUAACUGGAAGGAAACCAACAACCUGAACGAAGUGAAAGUGAUGCGGAAAUACAACAUUCAAAAACGGGAAGAUUAUACGACGUACAACAAACUAUCCCGAAGCAUACGGGAAAUGGCCGGUCGAUUAGCGGAAAUCGAUGCUAAGCAUCCAUUUCGAACGGAAAUGAGUGCACUCUUGCUUGAGAAGCUUUAUGUGAUGGGUCUGAUUCCAACCAAAUGGGAUUUGGAGAAUGUUAACCAAAUCAGUGCUUCCUCGUUUUGUCGCCGAAGAUUGCCGGUCGUGCUGCUGCGGAACAAAAUGUCCGAAAACAUUCAACAUGCCACCAAAAUGAUCGAACACGGGCACGUUAGGGUGGGAGCUGAGGUAGUUAAAGAUCCGGCCUUCCUGGUACCCCGCACCAUGGAAGAUUUCGUGACCUGGGUAGAUGGAUCGGCCAUUCGGAAGCACGUGCUUGAGUAUAACGAUUUGAGGGACGAUUUUGAGCUGUAGCGAUAUAAGGUUUUAAUAAAACUUUGACUUGUUUAAA
Molecule: messenger RNA, 701 nt
Organism: Uranotaenia lowii
Lineage: Eukaryota; Metazoa; Arthropoda; Insecta; Diptera; Culicidae
Product: U3 small nucleolar ribonucleoprotein protein IMP3
Exons: 2
Coding region: 119-664 (181 amino acids)
Biological process (GO): rRNA processing
Cellular component (GO): small-subunit processome; Mpp10 complex; small ribosomal subunit
Molecular function (GO): structural constituent of ribosome; snoRNA binding; rRNA binding
Source: RefSeq, a predicted model, not a curated record